Messenger RNA from Drosophila innubila, 952 nucleotides. RefSeq lists its product as uncharacterized. The coding region runs from base 177 to 902 and encodes 241 amino acids. Lineage: Eukaryota; Metazoa; Arthropoda; Insecta; Diptera; Drosophilidae. The transcript has 2 exons. The record is from RefSeq and is a predicted model, not a curated record.
ACAAUUUCGACUCAGAUUGGGAAACAUAUUUGCAGACAUCUUUAAGGUCAAAUUUCGCUGCAUUUUUAUACAGAAAUCUUGAUUCAGAUUUAAGGGUAUAUUUUAAAAUAUAUUUUGAGGCAGACUUGCUGAAACAUUUGGAGACAUAUUAUGAAAAGUACUUGAAGCUCAAAUUGAUGUCACAUUUGAUGACCGAAUCGGAUACAGAAACUGUCGUAUCCGAUGCGGAAACAUAUCUACUGUCGGAUAAGGAAACAUUAAUAAGCUCAGGCUCCGAGACAUUAAUUUCGGAAGAUUUUGAUUCAGACUUGCCGGAUUCGGAAACAAGCAGCAAUUAUUUGCACACAUAUAAUGUCGUAUCCGACUCAGAAACAUACGUACAGUCGGAUGGUGAAACAUUAAUAAGCCCAGGUUCCGAGACAAUAAAUUCGGAAGAUUUGAAUUCAGACUUGUCGGAUUCGGAAACAAACAGGACAUUCGAUAUUCAGUCGGAUUUAUCGAAUAGUAUUCAGACAUUGGAUUGUUCAGAAUCAGACCAUGAAUUGGAUGUACCGCUAAAAACCGCUAUGAUUCAUGAGGAACGUGACCUUCAAUUGGCCCAGAUGGCUAGUAUUUCGACCUUCCCGAAAGUGGGACAACGAUACGAAAUUGAUUUGACAGUUCUGCCAAAGACAGAAGAUUAUGUACGUUUUCAAUUAUAUAUGGGCAGCAACGACUCAACCGUCAAUCCAGCUGGCUUUCUUCGCACUCUGAUAGUGCACUAUAAGAUGUUUCAAGUGGAGCGACAGGCAUUUAAAUUAAAUAGACUAGACAGGAUUAUUUAUUUGUAUACGAAAAUUGUGUAUCCAGUUUUUAUGGGUAUACUGAUAUUUCUUGCCUUGUGCAUCCUUCUGAUAUUUUAAAGUACUUAGCUUCUUGGCAACAUAUAUUGGUUCAUUAACUUUCCAUGAUU